Saprolegnia parasitica CBS 223.65 is the source of this 1815-nucleotide messenger RNA. RefSeq lists its product as hypothetical. Lineage: Eukaryota; Oomycota; Saprolegniomycetes; Saprolegniales; Saprolegniaceae. The transcript has 2 exons. The record is from RefSeq and is a predicted model, not a curated record. Bases 1 to 1815 code for a protein of 604 amino acids.
AUGGGCAGCGUCGCGGCCGACGUCCUCCGCGCGCCGAGCUUGCUCCAACGCAUCUGCGCCUUCCACAUGCACGCAUCCGCAGCGCCGCAGGACCUCCCGCUGCGCUGCUGGAGCGUCCGCUUGCGCAGCGCCGACACGUACGCGUACGACGACAACGACGACGACGACGACGACGACCAUGCACGCGACCGCCGGCGCUUCACCACGUGGUUCACAACCCACGGCCUGAACGGCCUCCCGUCGCUCUGCGUGCCACACCUCUUUGCGUAUGCGACUGCUUGCGGUGAUGCCAUUGUCCUUCAGUGGCUCAUCGACCGCGAGCUCGUGACGUGGACGAGAGAGCUUCUCGUGCUCGACGCCCGCGGCUGUCCGACGUGUCCGCGGGCCGUCGAGGAUCUUGGUCCGGCCAUGAAGAUGCGCAGUCGCAACGUGGUCGCUCGGGCAGCCGCCAAGGGCCAACGCCAGUGUCUGUUCAAACUUCUUGCCAUGGGGUUGACCACCAACGAGAUUUGGAAGGCGGUGUGCGCGGGCGGCCAUGUUGACGUCGCCGAGUACGUCGUGAGCUCCAAGCAACUCGAUGUGUGGGACGAUGUCUAUAUCAACGUCGCCGCAGCGAACGGCCAUUUUGAGCUACUGCGCUUCCUUGGCCGACGCCGCCCCAGUGGUAUUAAUCGGGAAACCAUCGCGCUCGCCAUCACGCACAACCAGCUGGGUACUCUUCUAGAGCUCUUCGGCCUUGGUCCGUCGCCAGACCUCUUAAUGGAGCAUGCGCUCCAAGAAUCUGUUAAGCAUCGCCGUCUUGACAUUCUGCGCUGGCUCUGCACGCAGCGCGACGCCCGGGCGUUCUUCAAGGCGACGCGGGCCAUGGCCAUCUACCACUGCGCGCCUAUCGACAUCAUCCACUGCUUGAGUGACGCGUGGAGCCGACACGUGGCGAUGCAGCGAAUCCGGUUGGUGUUUCAGUCCAAGCGCCUCGUGACGAGCAUUGCAUCCUACCAAGACGGCGUGGAUGGCGCCACGCUCGCCAUAAACCAUCGCUGCAAGCAUUUUCGGAUCUACUGCGCGAGCAACCGUGCAAUGCCUUCCAAACUGGACUAUGCGAUGUACGACGCGGCCUUUCGCGUGUGGUUCGCUCGCCACGGCGUCGCCAAGCUCGGCGAUCUCUGCCGGCCACACCUCUUUGCGUACGCGGUCUCGUAUGGCAACGUGGCGAUUCUGAACUGGCUCAAACCGAAAAGCGAGGCAAAGGUCCGCAUCGCGUACUUCCACGUGGUGCGGGACGCCGCUGCGGUGUCUCAUCUCGAGCUCCUCCAAUUUCUGCUCAACCUCGGCUUCGAGAUGGGUCCCGCAUGGCGUCAUGCGAGCAAGUAUGGUCAGCUCCACGUUGUGCAGUUCCUGCAUGAGAAGGCGCGCGCCGCGUGUGGUCCUGAGGACCUUGACAGCGCGGCCGAGAAGGGCCACCUCAACGUGAUUCGGUUCUUUCACGAGCACGACUAUGACGGCUUUGACAAGAACACGAUCGCGUUGGCUGUCGCGAGUGGCAAUUUGGACCUCGUUCAGUUUCUCUUGGCACACCGAAAAGAAAGCACGCCUUCCAAAGCCAUGCUGGCCGCGGCCGACAAGGACCAACUCGACAUCCUUCGCUGGUUGUGCGGCCAACCGCGCGCGUCGCGCUAUCUCGAGGCGACGUUGCAGCAAGCGACGACGAGUGCAAGCCGCCAGUGCAUCGAGUACCUCGCGACACUGCCACGCACGGCCAAGCCUACCGCCGACGAGGGCCCGCUCAAGCGCAAGGCCGCCGCCGUGUUGCUCUAA